AUGGGCACGGACGAGAGCAAGGGCAGGACGCCAGGGGCGAAGGACCCCGCCAAGAGCCGCUCGGGCGGAGGGGCGGCGGGCGACGGCGGCAAGGCAUCGUCCCACCCGACCGCCGACUUGGGGUCCUUCGCUUCGCUCCCGAAGCUGCGCGACGCCGUGGCCGUGGAGCGAAGCGACCUCUUCCGUCGCAAGAUGGAGGUCUGCUGCAUAGUUCUCGACUUUUCCAACGACUCGAACCUGCGCGAGAAAGAGGCCAAGCGCCAGACUCUUCUCGAGAUGGUCGAGUACGUGAACAGUACGCGGAACUGUUUCAACGAGGCCCUCAUGCAGAACGUCGUGAACAUGGUGAGCGCGAACAUCUUCCGUGCAUUGCAGACAAAAAACAAGGACGUACGGAUGUUCUCGGACCCAGAAGAUGACGAGCCUUGUUUGGAGAAGGCGUGGCCACAUUUGCAGAUCGUCUAUGAGUUCUUCUUGCGCUUCAUAGUCUCGAACGACGUGGACCCCAAGAUCGCAAAGCGUUUCGUCGACCAGAAUUUCAUGAUGAAGUUUCUCGAGCUCUUCGAUGCUGAGGACCCCCGCGAACGUGACUACCUCAAGACCAUCUUGCACCGCAUAUAUGGGAAAUUCAUGGCCCUUCGCUCCUUCAUUCGCCGCGCUAUCCAGCACGUGUUUUGCAAGGUGAUCUACGAGUCCGAGAACCACAGUGGGGUAGGCGAGUUGCUGGAGAUCUUGGGCAGUAUCAUCAACGGCUUCGCGCUUCCGCUGAAGGAUGAACACAAGGAGUUCUUGAUGAAGGCCUUGAUCCCUCUCCACAAGGUGAAGUCUCUGGCGUCGUUCAACCAGCAACUCUCUUACUGUAUGGCGCAGUACGUGGAGAAGGAUCCGCGCCUCGCCUACGACAUCAUCACGGUGAUGUUGCGCUUCUGGCCUUUGUCAAUCACGGCCAAGCAGGUGCUGUUCCUGAACGAGCUGGAGGAGACGCUCGAACUCACACAGCCAUCCGAUUUCCCAAAAAUGCAGGUGGAGUUAUUCCGCCGCCUCGCUAUGUGCAUCACUUGCCCUCACUUCCAGGUGGCCGAACGCACGCUCUUCUACUGGAACAACGACUACAUAGUGAAGCUGAUUAAUCAGAACCGGCACGUCCUGUUCCCUAUCAUUAUUGGGGCCUUGUAUAAGAAUUCCAAGCACCACUGGAACAGUGCCGUCCACGGUCUCACAUUCAACGUGCUCAAGCUGUUGAUGGAAGCAGACCCACAACUGUUCGACCAGUGCGCCGAACAGCACCGCCAGGAGGAGGAAGAAGAGGAGCGCCGCGAGCAGACGCGGAAACAGAAGUGGAAGGUGGUCCCGGCCGAGGGCAGCCGGGACUUCCCGGAGCGGGCCGCGGAACACGAGUGCUGGCCGGGGGGGGGGGGCCUGGUGCCCGCGAUGCUUGCGGAGCUGCUGGGCCUGCGGUGCGGGGGCGGUCUGUUCUCGAAGAGGCACGACGUGGGCGGCCUCGUCGUGGCCGAGGACAGUAAGGCGGGCGAGGGCGGCUUCGCCACCGUGUGGAGGUGCCGGGCGCUGUCGGGCCGCGGCUACGGCGGGGAGGUCCCGGCGGAGUACGUCGCCCUCAAGAAGACCAUCUGCGCCGACGAGGACAGGCGGGCCACCGCCCUGAGCGAGGCGGAGGUCCUGCGAGGUACCGUGGACCAGCCAGGCCCCGGGUCUGAGCUCGUGGCCCGCUACUUGGGCCACGCCGAGGUGCCGGCCGUGGCCGGCGCGCGCGGCCAGGUGCUGGUAGUGCUGGAGUGGUGCGCACGGGGCACGCUGCUGGACCGCGUGCUGGGGGACGGGGGCGCGGUGUCCGAGCCUAGGUGCCCCAACGUGGAGGAGGCGGUGGCGGUCAGGAUGCUGAAGGAGGUGUCCUGCGCGCUGCGGUACUUGCACUGGUCGCGCGGUAUCGUGCAUUACGACCUGAAGCCCGAGAACAUAUUAUACUGCGCGGACAGCUCCACGCGGCUGUGCGACUUCGGCAGCGCCAGCAGCUCUCAGUGGCCCGACUUCUGCCGCGAGACGUCCCGGGGCGUCGUGAGACAGGUGCAGCUGUUCCUGGAGAGCCGCACGACGCCGAUGUUCCGGCCGCCAGAGCUGGCCGACCCAGACUUGGCCAGGCUGCCGAUAACGGGCAAGGCGGACAUGUUCAUGCUGGGGCUGUGCUUGUUCCAGGCGCUCUUCGCGGUGCACGCCUUCCCCGCGGAGGGCAGGCUGGCGAACCUGAACGCCACUUUCUCGGUCCCCGCGGCCGCCGAGGCCAGCUAUUCCCCAGCCGUGCUGAGAACGCUGCGGGCGCUGCUCCGCAGGGAGCCCGAAGAGCGGCCGGGGCCAGAGGAGCUGCACAGCACGGGACUGCUGGGCGGGCAGCCUGGCAGCGGUGGGCUCGCCAGCGUCGCGCCUCCGGCGGAGGGCCCCGCUGCGGAGGGCCAGCCGCCUGCCUCGGCACCCGCGGGCAGCCCAGAGGCGGAGGCGCGCGGCGCCGCCUGUGCGGCCCGCGACUCUGCGGCCGCGCCACCCGCUGCCUGCGACGCCCCCACGGAGGCCGACCCGCCCGUCGUGACUUUCAGCUUCCGGCAGGAGGCAAACCUGGCGGUUGGCCCUGGCCGACCCCCCGUGCUGCCGCUGCCAAGGGGUGCCUCCUCGUACGUCGGGUCGCUGUCUCAUCGGGUGCUCGGCGAGCGCGUCCCCCUGGAGCUGAGAGUCGACCGCGAGGGCGGCCGGUGGUGCGGCGAGUGGUUCGUCCUGGACCAGGUCGAGCCAGUGAGCAUCGAGCUGAUGGGGCAGAACCAGGUGCGCAUCGUCAACACCGACGGCCAGUGCACCACGACCCUGUGCGGAACCUGCGGCGCCGAUGGCACCAUCCGCGGCGACUUGCGCCAGGGCAGCGAGGGCGGCGGGUGCUUCGAGCUGCACCCGGUGAGCACGGCCGACCCGCGGAGCCUCGCCGAGCCUGCGUUGCCGAACCCGCCCUGGGUCGGGCUGAGCCCAGGGAGCGACGUGCCGCCGCCGUCGCCCGCGUCGCAGACGGAGGCGGCAGGGGCUGCGGUCAUGGUGGCGGUCUCUGGGAGGCUGCUCGUCUUCUCCAAGAGCAGGAGCAAGUGGCUCCCUGGGGACAUCCUGGCGCUGGUCGUCCGCGCCGGCAGGAUGGCAGAGGACCCCGGGGCGGCAGCACAGCCGCCGGCGCCAGCUGGCGCCGUGUGGGUGCGCUUCCAGCCGCCCGGAGAGCCCGCGAUGACGAAGAUCGUGCCGCCAGAAGACUUCGGCGAGACGCUCCGACCGUGUGAAGGAGGGCCCGCAGCGGGGCCGCCGGGCCUGGCCGCCGUCGCCGGCGACGUCUCCGUGCUCUCGCGGAGCCGGCGCGCCUGGCUGCCCGGGCGCCUCGUGCGGCUCGCGCUCCGCGCCGGCAGGACCGACGCGGGCGAGGCGCUGCCCCCAGGUGCGGUGCACGUCUGCAUCCAGAUGGGCGCGGACGCCCGCGGGGACAAGUGGCUGCCGCCCGAGGAGUUCUGCUCCUGCCUGAGGCCGCCGGGCGGGAGCUCGGCGGGAGGCACGAGCCGCCGGGCCGUGCAGCUGUGA
Prorocentrum cordatum is the source of this 3615-nucleotide messenger RNA. NCBI's taxonomy places the organism in Eukaryota, Dinophyceae, Prorocentrales, Prorocentraceae. The record is from the annotation of a GenBank genome assembly.